AUGACGGAGGUGCUGAAGCGCGGCUUCCCGUCUGCCAAGGACUUGCCCAUUCUGCAGGACACGCCGCCGCCGGGCGGCUUCCCCGCGAUCCGCAUCGACCGCCGGCUCCCGAGCACGGGCCCGACGGGCGUGACCAUCUUCGCGGUCGGGGCUGCGGUGUCUGCGUAUGGCUACUACAAGAUUUACCAAAUGAUCCAGGCACGCAACAAGCCGCAGCCCAGCAGGGGCGCACUCAGCAGCUGCGGCGCCGCUGGCGGCGGAGGCGCCGGGGGGCGUCCGCACCACUGGCAGGGGCGGCGGCAGCCGCGCGGCAGCCCAGCGCGGGGACGACAGCUGCGACGACGCGGCGGCGGCACUGCCGAUGCCAGCAGCAUCACAGGGUGCAUCCGGCUGACAGCCGUGGCCAUCGGCGCAGCUGUCAAGCAGGGCAGCUGCAGCAGCGGACCGACAGCUGCGCUAGGGGCGGCUGACACCGUUGAUCUGGAGUUGACGCGGGCCCCGGUCGUCCCCGUGCUGCAGGCUGAGGAGGACAUCAAGUGGGUUGAGCGCCGGAAGGUGCAGCUGGAGGAGGAGGCGCGCAUUAUGAAGAACGUCCCCGGCUGGGUUGUGGGCGAGAGCACGUCCGCCACCGGCCGCCACAUCCCCGGGCCAAAGCCGUUUGGCAUCUGGGACCCCAUGCUGCAGUAG
This is a messenger RNA of Monoraphidium neglectum, 687 nucleotides long. Its product is annotated as NADH:ubiquinone oxidoreductase B16.6 subunit. The transcript has 7 exons. The record is from RefSeq and is a predicted model, not a curated record. The coding region runs from base 1 to 687 and encodes 228 amino acids. Lineage: Eukaryota; Viridiplantae; Chlorophyta; Chlorophyceae; Sphaeropleales; Selenastraceae.